AUGGUGGAGCCGCAUCUUUUCAGUGGGCCGGAGUUUUUGCUGGAGGUGCCGGCGGAGCACCCACAACCGCUUCAGCCAAGUGUAUUACUGCAGCUGCAGACUGAGCUGUAUGGUCUUCUCACACCGACUGUGCGCCGCAAGCUCCAGGCAACGUACGGCGGCAACAGCAGCAGCAGCGGCGGCGGCGCGGUCCCACCGCCUCCCGAUCGUUUGUUUUUUAUUGAGACCGCGGCGACGCCCCAGGCAGAUGCAGCCUGCGAAGAAAAAUGUGUCCAGGUGGUUCUCCUUGUCACAGACUCUCGUGCGGCGGCGGAGCUUUUCAGCAUUGGGUUGAAGAAUCCCUUUAUUGCUCUGCCGCACCGCAUGCGGCUGCGCAACCAGUAUGCAGGUAGUGGUGUAAAAACACGCGGUACACCUGCAGAGAUCUUGCGAAAGAAGGAGGCUCUGCGAUCCCGCAUGAAUUUCGACGAGGACUUGUGGGAAACAUUGCAGAAGGCUCUCACACCGGAGUGGUUGCAGGAGUUUGAGUCACGUUACUGUCAACUUCCUGCAGGGGAUGUGGUGGCGGAGGUGGCUCCGAUGCGAGACACAGAACGUCAUGAGCGGCGCGUAGAGGGUCUGUUGCGGUACUGUGAGCGGGAGGUGCAGUAUGUGGGGGUGAUGGAUGAGGAGGGCAACGCGAGUCCUUUUCUGGUGGCGAUGGGGGUUUUCUACCGCUACGGACUCACCUACCGGGACGCACUGAUACACUUUGCGCGUCACCCGCGACGCCCAACUCGGGCCUUGGCUCUCUUUAUCGCACGCUACACCGCUGCCCCGGAGGAGCUAGAACCCUUCUUCGCACCCUCCCUCACAGACGAGGUGACGAUUGCCUGCGCCGAGGACGCGAAUGUGACGACGACCAUGCGGCAGCUCUGCGAAGACCUCCUAUUGUGCGACGAGGUGUGUGAGGCGUGGCCACCGACCUACCAAGCGUACUGGGUGGAGCACAAGGUGCGCCCCAUGAUGCACCGUAUUGAGGCAGAGUGCAAACGAUGCGAAGAAUUGCGGCAGGCACGCGCGGGGGACGGCAGCCGCGCGACUGCGGUGAUCACGCACACGCCCCCCGGCAAAGCACCAGGAGGGAAGACUGAUGCGAAGGUGCGGGGAUCGGGCAAAGGCGUCGGCAUGUUUGGUUUCCGGAACCUGACGGAGUUGCAGGCAUACGUGCAGGAGAGGGAGCGGGUAUUGGUGCCGCAGCGCAUUUUUUUCAUGGCUGCGGCGCCACCGGAGGGUGGAGUCGACGAUGUCUACGGUGACGGCAACGACGACGCCGCGGAUGACGUCGACGAUGACGACUUUUUGAUCAAAGUGCGCGUGGGGAGCAGCAGCAGUGGCGGUGGUGUGAAGGAUACUGCUUGUCCCCCACCACAGGCCCUGCAGGAGGCGCAGCAACGAACCUGGGGUGCGGAGCGAAGAAAACGGGCCCGUGAGUUGACCAUAACGACCAACACCCGUGCCUUGGUGGUGACAGGGGCGUACCGGACGGUGCUGCGUCUGCUUGGCCGCACCGAGCCGUUUGACAGGCGUGGGGAGCACUACUUGGCAUUCUGA
Trypanosoma rangeli is the source of this 1593-nucleotide messenger RNA. RefSeq lists its product as uncharacterized. The transcript has a single exon. NCBI's taxonomy places the organism in Eukaryota, Euglenozoa, Kinetoplastea, Trypanosomatida, Trypanosomatidae. The record is from RefSeq and is a predicted model, not a curated record. The coding region runs from base 1 to 1593 and encodes 530 amino acids.